UAAAAGGGGAGCACAACCCCGGGGAUGGCAGUGUCACAGAYAGAACCCUCAGCAUCCCCAGCUCCGCUCAGAGUCCUCAGCCCGCGGCACCAUGAAGGUCCUGGCAGCCACCCUGGUCACUCUGCUGCUCCUGGCCACCUGCUGUCCCUCGGAGGGUCACCUCGAUGGUGUCCCCACCACCUGCUGCUUCAGCUACCAGAGACAGCACAUCCCCCYGAGCCGCGUCCGCUCCGUCUUUGUCACCAGCAGCUCCUGCAGCCACCCGGGUGUGAUCAUUGUCACCAUCAAGGACAGGAAGCUGUGUGCAGACCCACGGGCAGCCUGGGUGCAGGAGCUCCUGAAGCACUUCCAGAACCCCRAAAAUUGAGAUUUUCCCUGCUCCAACCCCGGCACGGCUUCCUGACUCGGAGACACCAUGAAGGAUUUGACCCCCAGCCUUCUUCUGCGAUGGGGAAAAAUUAUUUUAUUUAACUUAUUUAAGUUAAACUAAAUAUUCUUUUUUUUUCUAAGCAUUAAAUUUAUUUAAACCGUGUGGAAA
Messenger RNA from Malurus melanocephalus (red-backed fairy wren), 538 nucleotides. Its product is annotated as C-C motif chemokine 5-like. Gene Ontology annotation, biological process: immune response; neutrophil chemotaxis; inflammatory response. Lineage: Eukaryota; Metazoa; Chordata; Aves; Passeriformes; Maluridae. The record is from RefSeq and is a predicted model, not a curated record. Bases 92 to 367 code for a protein of 91 amino acids. Gene Ontology annotation, molecular function: CCR chemokine receptor binding; chemokine activity. The transcript is spliced from 3 exons. Gene Ontology annotation, cellular component: extracellular region.